This is a messenger RNA of Sebastes umbrosus (honeycomb rockfish), 2858 nucleotides long. RefSeq names its product tripartite motif-containing protein 16-like. Bases 697 to 2364 code for a protein of 555 amino acids. The transcript is spliced from 2 exons. Lineage: Eukaryota; Metazoa; Chordata; Actinopteri; Perciformes; Sebastidae. The record is from RefSeq and is a predicted model, not a curated record. Gene Ontology annotation, molecular function: protein binding; zinc ion binding.
UAUGGAGCCGUCACCAAGAAGUAUUUUAAAACUAAAAACCGAAAUGUUUUCAAAUGUGGAGCAGGUUUUAACUGAGGCUUUGUUGUAAAUUAGGAAACAGAGGCUAUGUUCCAAAUUGCACCCUUUUUACUUUUAGUACAUACUGCUGCUGUCCUUACAAAGUACGCACUGUUGUAUGCAGUAUUGUGACUUACUAUUUGGCCUUGACCUUUGACCCUCUUGCUCAUAUAUCUGCUGCACAGAGGAUUGUGGGUCAGAACAGCCAGAAAAGCAUGUUUACUUGCAUUCUGCAAAAUGCGACCAGAUGUAGUAGGACAUUCUGUUAUUUGUUGGCAUACCGCAUUUGACAUACUAUGUAUUGGGACAUAGGAAAUAUUUUUCUGUCAUACUAAAUAGUAUGGUAGUAUGGGUAUUGGAACACACAGAGUUAAAAUUCACAAGCUCCUCUUCCUGGAAUGACUCAUAGCUUUAUAACCCCUCCCUCCUCUUCCUGCUCUCAAACACAGACAGCUCCACUCGGUCCGCUUAUUUCUUUGUUCCCUCCCCUUCAGAUUUACAGUUUGAAAGAGGGUGUAACAAAGAUGGUGAGAGCUGACAGGCUCCAUUCACUGCACAAACAUGUUGUUUAGAUCAGACUUCAAACUAGAUUCAUUUCUCAGGAAGUUAAACUCAGACAGUCGUUGCUACUGAGGUGAAAUGGCGCAGAAAGGAGUUCAGCUGGACCGAGACUCAUUCUCUUGUUCGAUCUGUCUGGAUCUACUGAAGGAUCCGGUGGCUACUUCCUGUGGACACAGCUACUGCAUGAACUGUAUUAAAGGCUUCUGGGAUGGAGAGGAUGAGAAGAAGAUCUACAGCUGCCCUCAGUGUAGGCAGACCUUCACACCGAGGCCUGUCCUGAUGAAAAACACCAUGUUAGCAGUUUUAGUGGAGGAACUGAAGAAGACUGGACUCCAAGCUGCUCCUGCUGAUCACUGCUAUGCUGGACCUGAAGAUGUGACCUGUGAUGUCUGCACUGGGAGGAAACUGAAAGCCUUCAAAUCCUGUCUGGUGUGUCUGGCCUCUUACUGUGAGAAACACCUCCAGCUUCAUUAUGACUCAGUUCCAUUAAAGAAACACAAGCUGGUGGAGCCCUCCAAGAAGCUCCAGGAGAACAUCUGCUCUCGUCACGAUGAGGUGAUGAAAAUGUUCUGUCGUACUGAUCAGCAGUGUAUCUGUUAUCUCUGCUCUGUGGAUGAACAUAAAGGCCACGACACCGUCUCAGCUGCAGCAGAAAGGACCGAGAGGCAGAGAGAGCUGGAGGUGAGUCGACUCAACAUCCAGCAGAGGAUCCAGGACAGAGAGAAAGAUGUAAAGCUGCUCCAACAGGAGGUGGAGGCUGUCAAUCGCUCUGCUGAUAAAGCAGUGGAGGACAGUGAGAAGAUCUUCACCGAGCUGAUCCGUCUCAUGGAGAAAAGAAGCUGUGAUGUGAAGCAGCAGGUCAGAUCCCAGCAGGAAAGUGAAGUGAGUCGAGUCAAAGAGCUUCAGGAGAAGCUGGAGCAGGAGAUCACUGAGCUGAAGAGGAGAGACGUUGAGUUGAAGCUGCUGUCACACACAGAGGAUCACAACCAGUUUCUACUCAGCUACUCCUCACUGUCACCGCUCAGCGAGUCUACAUCCAGCAUCAAUAUCCGUCCUCGGCGCUACUUUGAGGACGUGACGGCGGCUUUGACAGAAGUCAGAGAUAAACUACAGGACGUUCUGAGAGAGAAAUGGACAAACAUCUCACAGACAGUCACUGAAGUGGAUGUUUUACUGUCACAACCAGAGCCCAAGACCAGAGCUGGAUUCUUACAAUAUUCACGUGAAAUCACACUGGAUCCAAACACAGCAUACACACAGCUGUUAUUAUCUGAGGGGAACAGAAAAGCAACAUUUACGAUGCAACAACAGUCUUAUUCUAGUCACCCAGACAGAUUCACUGAUUGUCAUCAGGUCCUGAGUAGAGAGAGUCUGACUGAACGUUGUUACUGGGAGGUGGAGUGGAGGGAGAGAGCAGUUGAUGUAGCAGUCGCAUACAAGAGUAUCAGGAGAGCAGGAAGCUGCGAUGAAUGUUGGUUUGGAUGGAAUGACAUAUCUUGGGCAUUAAGAUGUGACAACAACAAUUAUAAUUUUUUGUACAACAAAGUCGAAUCUCCCAUCUCAGGUCCUCGGUCCUCCAGAGUAGGAGUGUACCUGGAUCACAUUGCAGGUAUUCUGUCCUUCUACAGCGUCUCUGAAACCAUGACUCUCCUCCACAGAGUCCAGACCACAUUCACUGAGCCUCUCUAUGCUGGACUUUGUCUUUAUUAUGAUGGAGACACUGCUGAGUUCUAUAAACUGAAAUAGACAGAAGUCAUUUAAGGGUUAAAUUCUGUGUUUUAACUCUUAAACUCAUUUUGUCUCCAUGUUUGUUGCUACUUUGACAUCUUCUCAUGAGUUGUUCUGUAAAUGUGUGAGUGUCUUCAGGUGGCGCUCCUUCCUGUGUCUGUUUCACUGCUCAUGAUGAUCUUUGUUCACCUGAACUGAUAAUUCUCUACAUGAAUAUAUUAACUUCUCGGUGCUCUAAAAGAUAUUUUAGGGAAAAAAACUAUAUUACAUUGACUUUUAUUUGUUUGACAGACCUAUGAGCUUUAUAAAACUGUAAUCAUCAUGAUCAUAAUAAAUGAGAUCCUUCAUUAUUCUCGUUCACAUCGCUGAGAUUCUGCUCAAACAAACUGAUUGUGUUGAUGAAGUGAAUCUGAACAUGAGAUCAUUGAAUGAGAGUCAUUUAAUAGACUUUACUGAUGGGAUGUGUGAACAAACUAAAGGAUUUACAUGAUGAAUAAACAAACAUGAACAAA